AUGCAGCCGGCUUUUCAGGCAAUCAACGUCGAGCCCGAGGAGAACAUUGACGAUGAAAUCGACACUACCCGCGAGCUUCAUGUCGAUGAAGCUUUGAAGCGCUUCCAAACAGCUCUCAAGCUCCAUGCCCAAGGCCCCCGAUUCUUUGACGAAGCCGCCGAUGCCUACGAUGACCUGUUCAAAUCCGAAAUAUUCAAGUACCCCGAGGCUGCCACCGAAUACGACAGAGCAGAGCGACACCCUGACCAGCUCAUUACCGAUGCCGCCCUUGCUGGCAACUUGGAACUACAGGUUGCCGAUGUCGAUACAGCCACUAGCAGUCUACCCCAGGCAUUUUUCCUCGCACACAAGAACCGCGGCCAGUUUCUUCUCGACAAGACCCGCCAUGCAGCCCGCGUCGACGGCGCCACCUGUUUCGAGAAGGAUGAGGCCCUCCAGAACAUGCGCAGCGCCCUGGCCGAUUUCAAUGCCGCACUUGAUCGCGAUCCCUCUGACGCCGAGCUUUGGAGACGCACUGCCCGUGUCGCCGCAUCUCUCAAGAGUUCAAGAAUAAGCAGGUACUGCCUGGAAGCUGCCAUCGAACUCGACGAUGAUCCGGCCGUUUUGGAGGUCGAGCCGCCAUCCCUUGCCGAAGGUUUCGCAGGACAGCAGUUGAAAGACCAGCUGCAAGUCCUGGGCGACGAAAUUGCCUUGUCUCAUCCGAUCAUGGGUCCUUGGGUGAAAAGAGAGAUGCCCGAUUUCAUCAAACGUCAUCUCGAUCCGAUCCCCUUUCUGCCGAAUCCAAUCAAGGACCUCGAGUCUGCGCGCACGACAAUCGAGGAAACCGGCAAAACCCGUUUAACAAUUACCCUCCCGAAUGCAUCAUGGGUCGACCUCGGAAUGGCGCUCAUCCACUUCGUCCUGGAGCGAGGACAGACGAGCCGAGCGGUAGUAAUUGAACUCACCGAGAUGGAAGUUGAAGAGGAUGUAGUCAUGGAGAGUCAGCCAGAGCAGGAAAGUCAAGUAAACGGUUCCGAGGCCAAGGAGGGAUCUGUCGACAACGAGAAGAAGCCAGAAGCCAAUGGAGAGAAGAGAUCCGUCGAAAAUGACAAGACUGGAGAUGAAAAGGAGGCCACCCCUGAGGAGGCUCCGAAGAUCCCCGAGACCACCCGCGAAACGCGUAAGGGAAGAAGCGCCUCUCAGCCGAAUAGAAAGCGGUCGCAGUCAGCCGCUGGGCUCCCGGAGAACCAAGACGACGAAAGUCUUGUUGAGAAGAGGAGUAAGCGCAUCCGACGGAGGGAAACAGCACAAGCGGAGGAGGUCAUAGACCCUAGCGCUGUGCUUGCAACUCAGCUGGCACCCUACCAAGCAGCCGACCAGAACCUAUUCCAGGCCACCAAGAAUAUGCUGGAAAAUAUCGGUGUCACGAACCAGGCCGUUUUGGAUCGGAUCAGCGAAGUAUUGGAUUCAUUAGCAUCCGAGGAUCGCGCAGCAUCCAUCAAGAACCAAGCUACCAUGGAUCUUCGAAAUGCGAUCGUUUCCUUCAGCGAGGAAAACGCGAAGAUUCUACUCAACAAGCAGGCUCCAGCAUCUCUGAGUCUGUCGUCGUUUCUGGAGCACGCUAAAGGUGGUUCUCAGAAGACGUCCGUCAUCCCUCCGUUCAAAGAGACCCAAGGCAUUGCCGCCUUCGCCAAGCGAGUCAAUGCAUCCUGGAUGACCGCUCAAGAGGUCGCCUAUGAAUGGAUUAAGACAAUCUGUCCUAGCUAUCUGCAAACGAAAUGGUCAGAUGCAAUGAAGACAGCCGUUGUUCAGGUUAUUAGCCGAUUUGACCAAGACAUUCUUCAGGCUAUCAACUAUGACCUGGAAUGCGCGCAUCGCUCAGUGGGCGGCGAAGACGCCUAUGCCUUUAUCAAGGAUAUUGUUGAGAUGUUGUUCGAGAUCCAUCUCGACGUAUACGAGAGGAUUACGAACCCUAACAGUGUCGUGGACUACAGUAUUCGUGUCGAGGCCAAAGGUCGCUUGGGUCGUUGGCUGGAUAUUGCCUCGGGUUUGCUUCGAGGAAGUCCUCAGGAGGGCAACGAGAAGCUGACAGCCCGGUUCCUUUGGGCAGCGAUCUUUUCCACGACUCUGACGGAGAAUGCUUCCAGAGAAUACAUCCUGCAGUGUUGGACAAGUUUACGGGAUUUUCUCGCAGAUGGCCAGGUUGACCAGCUCUAUCUCCCCAACAACCCGGUCAUCCCGGAGAUUUCCGAGGCUGCGGCCGACAGGGAGAUCUCAAAGUUGACAACCAUGGACUUCUUCCUCGGCCUCUUCCAGGAUAACGUCAGUGAUCCUGUCGCUGUUAUCGAGAACCUUGAGCCUGUUCUCAACCCCACCUCCGUCUACGUGUCUAUUCCACCCGAGGAAUCCGCAAAGAUUGGCGAGGGAUCUGGCCGCUCUAAACCUAAGAAGGUUCCCAUCAAGGAAUACGCGACGCAGAGCUUGCAAGACCUAUGGAGGUUCCUUCUAGGCACCAGCACAGAGCUACGAUUGUUCCUUUGGUCACGUCUCAGUGAUGCAUACGGCACGAUCAAGUAUUCCACGAAGCAAUUCUCAUGCCAACUAAAGGCAAUCGAGAUGCUCACAGCGGAUCUUGAGAGCGACAGCUACCUGAAGAAUGCACCGGAAACCAGGCCGCCGCUUUUGCUUAAGAUGCUCAAAUCUCUCGAUGACCUCUUGAUCACGGCUCUUUCGCUAGCGCUGAACGACACUUCUGCCUAUGACAUUGUUGACGAAGAGCACUUGCGGACGACAUCUGCAGCUCUGGCAAAGCUGAGCUCCAUGCUUCAUGCUUCGGCGAUGCACGAGGAUGAAAUUCGCAUCGGCAUGACGCGCAUACCACCAAACAGCCCCUCGUUCCAGGCAUUCCUCAACAAAUUGCGUGAGAUUCAAGUGCGCGUGUGGUGCCUCCAGUACACGGUGAUCAAGGUCGGUGUCAACCAGAACCGGACAAUGUUUCCUCAGCCUGAGAUGGAGCUCGCAGACUACCUGUCAGCUAUACAUCAAGUUUUGGGUUUGAGAAAGUGUUGCAAGGCAUCCAACAAGAUUUUCCUCAAGAUGAUGCGCGUUGAGCUCCUCAAGUUCAAGAAUAUCGAAAACUGGGAGGACUACCUAGGUCAAGUCCUGUACGACCUUCACGGAUUGAAGCUCGGCGUGGGGGUUGGGGAGGUCCAAGACCAUGGAUGCCCGCCAGAGAAGCUCGAGAAGCGCAACGCGAUGCAACUUGUCGACAAAAUCACGGUUUUGGCAAGAAGGAUGCCCAGGAAGGACCUGCUCAAGUCGGACCUCAAAACAACGAUCGAGCACAUGCAGGGAGCAAUUGGCCAGACCAAGUCUACUCCUCAGAUGAUUCACAACCUCAGGAAUUUCACUGAAUAUUUGAAGCGACCUAUUCAUCCUUUGCGGUUGUAUCAAGCCUUGACUGGCGGCGUCCAGCUCGACGUUGUUGCCGUCAAUACGCCGGAGAGCGCCCUCGCCAAACACGGCUGGUUCUUCCUGCUGGGCAUGAUUGCGCUCACCAGGUUCAAGCAAGUCGAUUUGAGCAAGAGACAGACACCCGGCGCUACUGACGACUUGCGACUUGCUGCGACCUUUUUGCGACUCCAGCUCCAGUUCACUCCGGAUAAGUGGGAUGCAUGGUUCCGUCUUGCUGAAUGCUUUGACUACGAGCUUGACGAAGCCGUUUUGUGGUCGGCUGACAAGAUGAACAAGGAGCGCGGUGAACUGCUCAAGUUCCAGCGCAACUCAAUCCACUGCUAUACGCUCGCGCUCUCCAACUCCUGGGAGAUUGACAUCGACGACGAAGACGAGGACCCCUUGCACGAACUCUAUCACAACUUCGCCAUGCGGUUGUACGCAUCCAGCCGUGAGCCCCUUGCAAUGGAGCCCUUCCAACAUGCAGACCAUGAACGGUUUUUCAUUGAGAAUAUGGGUAAUGGGACAUUCAAGAGGGCCGUUCACGAAGAAAUGCAGGACUACAAAGUGUGGAAAUACGCCGCGGGCUUGUUCAAACGGGCUAUGCGACGCAAGCCACAGGACUGGAGGAACCCAUUCAUGCUUACGAAGUGUCUUUGGAAGAUGUACCAGAAGCCUGUUGAUCAGUUGUCGGAGAAGAAUCGCCAGACUCGUCCAUCAGUUGACUACUUGAUCUCAGCUCUAGAGCAUGCUGUCGAGGUGGUUGCCGCUGUGCCCAAAUCAAGGCAUAGCGACCCCAUCUUGGAGCCUCACUACAAGAUUGUGUCCAUCGUGCACAAACUCGUCAUCCGAAAUGAUCUCACGUGGCAGGAGGGUGCUGAUAUUUUGUCACGACAGCCAUUCGGUAUGGAGCUUGGCGACGAUAUUACAAUGAAUGAUGUCGAAGAUUGGGAGGAAUACGUCAUCAGGAAUCUGCACCACCUCCGAGACAAAGACAAGUCAAACUGGCAGCAUCGCAUUAUCAUGCGCCACGCACGUCUCCUGUUUGACGAAGAUGGCGAGUCUCCCGAGCUUGUCCAAGCCAAGGCGGCAUUCAACGUGUUGAGAGAAUCCAUGUUCACGAAGACGAUGGUCAUGAAUGUCUGGAAGUGCGAUGCCGAACGUCCCGGGCGACAUCACGUUUACACUACUCAGUACAUUCGAUUCAUGGUCAGACUUUUGGUGAUUAUGAACGACAGAGUCAACUUAGAGAUGGUUCUGAGACGCCUACGAAAGAAAGGCGCCGACUUUUACCAUUUCAGCGAUUUGUGGCAACACUGUUGCAUGGCCUAUGUCAGGCUAUUGCGGCAAGGCUUCCAGAUUUCUCAAACUCUGGAGGACUCGUUUAAGUCAACGUCGAUGGAGGAGCUAGAAAUCAUGGCAGAUCGCAUCACCGAAUGGGCAGGAGGUCCGGCAACCGACAUCUCCGCUUUCAACUGUCUGAAGGAGACAAUAGAGUUGAAAAAGCUCAAUGGUGGACUUAUGAAGGCGGGUGCGCUGGACGACCUUAUCAACGACUGCUACGCAAUCAUUUACCAAGAGAUUGGCCCUACCCUGCCAGGCCCCGAGCCUCACGAAGUUCUCGAAGCGCGCGCAAGAGCCCGCGCUCGGGAGGAGGCCGACGGCGGCGGCGAGCUGAAGCCACAAAACUCGCUCGGAAACCUCUUGAACCCUCAGGGCUCCCAAGACUCAGUCGCAAUGGAAGAAUCCGGCGAUAAGACUGCCGCUGCCCCUGAAGCAGCCCCGAGACGCCGUGUUGGUGUGCGAAGGCCUGACAUAAUUCGCAAGGCCGAGCAGGCCUUUGCCCGGUUCGGUGAGACCCCCAAGGCUGCUGUCGCGCCGUCCAAGUCCCGUGUUGGUUCGGUCUCGAGCGGUAGGAUGGGGCAUACACCUACGGGAGACGUCGACGAGGGCAGCGACGCCGAAGAGCAUGUCGAGGGUGCAGAGGGCCGCGAGGAUGGCGAAGACGUGGAGAUGAAGGACGACACGGCGGUUGAAGCCGAAGAGGGCGAAGAAAUGGAUGAAGGCGAAGAGGGCGAAGAAGCCGAAGACGGUGAAGAAGAGGCACCUGCACAAGCCACGGCAGCAUCCAGCCCUCGGGGUAGUAUCCACGACUCAGCCGAUGACGAAAGUGAACUUAGCGAUGUUCCUGAUGACUGGGACGAGGAGCCUCCGCCAUCGAUGCUUUUCCCCAACCUGAGGAAGAGUGUGGACACAGCAAGGGAAGCUAGCGGCGAUUCCACGGAAGAGGAAGAAGAAGAGGAUGAAGGGGAAGAGGGAGAGGAUGAGGAAGAGGCAGAGGACGAAGAAGGCGAAGAGGAAGAAGAAGAAGAAGAUGGCGAAGAAGCAGAAGAAGGCGAGGAGGCAGAAGAAGGCGAGGAAGGUGAGGAAGAAGAGGGCGAGGAGGAUGAGGGUGAGGAAGAAGAGGAAGAGGAAGAGGAUGGGGAAGAGCAAGCUGAGGAAACUGUUGAAGAGUAG
Molecule: messenger RNA, 5949 nt
Organism: Colletotrichum chrysophilum
Lineage: Eukaryota; Fungi; Ascomycota; Sordariomycetes; Glomerellales; Glomerellaceae
Exons: 3
Coding region: 1-5949 (1982 amino acids)
Biological process (GO): chromatin organization
Cellular component (GO): nucleus; HIR complex
Molecular function (GO): nucleosome binding; protein binding
Source: RefSeq, a predicted model, not a curated record